Messenger RNA from Chelonia mydas (Green sea turtle), 10620 nucleotides. It is a transcript of the gene SHISA7, whose product is annotated as shisa family member 7. NCBI's taxonomy places the organism in Eukaryota, Metazoa, Chordata, Testudines, Cheloniidae. The record is from RefSeq and is a predicted model, not a curated record. Gene Ontology annotation, biological process: regulation of AMPA receptor activity; regulation of short-term neuronal synaptic plasticity. Gene Ontology annotation, cellular component: dendritic spine membrane; postsynaptic membrane; postsynaptic density. The transcript has 6 exons. Bases 579 to 2093 code for a protein of 504 amino acids.
GAGGGGGCACCGGGCACGAAGUGGGGGCGCUGGGCACCGGCUCUUUCGUCCUCCUCCCCCCCCCGCCCCCCAUCUUUAAAAAAAAAAUCUUUUUUUGCAUCUGCCACUGCGAUAUUUUUCAAGCCGAAGUAAAGGCACUUGGGGUUUUGUAAACGGGAGCUGGUUUUCUACUGGCGGGUCGAGAUUUCUCUCUCGGAUUCUUUUAUACGGAUUGAUCCAUUUUUUAUAACCACAAGAAGGAAUCAGCUAACGGGGCCCAGACGCCCUGACUUCCACCCCAUAACUCUGCGCCGUGUCAAGGCACCCUUCUGCGCCCCCCCCCACCGCCACCCAGUGCCAUCUGCUGAGCCCCUCCAUUCCCCCUACCCAGGGCUGUCUCACGGGACCCACCGUACCCCCCACCCGGUGCCAUCUCCUGGUGCAUCUCCCAUCUCCCCGUCCCUGUCCCCAGCUGCCCAUUUACUUGCAUCUUCUGGGGCCCCUCUGCGCCCUCCUCACCUCCCCCAACCCAGGUCUUCUCCCUGCCCCCCCAUUUGCCCCCCGUCUCCCAGUGUCGUCCCCCCCGCCCCCCGCACACCAUGUACCACCUGCUGACUGUCCUCCUCUGCGCCGCCCUGGAGGCCCUGAGCCGCCGGCCGGCCCUGGCGGUCCUCCAGGCCCCUCGCCCAGCCAACCACAGCCGGGCGCUGCCCAGCCUGCUGGCUCACCUCAAGCGGCUGGCGGGGGGCAACGGCACAGGGGCGGGGGCCUGGGGGGGCCGGGCGGCCGAGACGUGCCAGGGCUACUACGACGUCAUGGGCCAGUACGACGCUGCCUUCAACUGCACCACGGGCGGCUACCGCUUCUGCUGCGGCACAUGCCACUACCGCUUCUGCUGCGAGCACCGGGCCAUGCGGCUGGAGCAGGGCCGCUGCACCAACGUGGAGACCCCCUUCUGGGCCCACACCCAGGCCAGCAGCACGGCCGGGCCCGGGGGCCGGGGGCCGGGGGGCUCCGAGGCCGCCCGCCAGCAGAGCAACAGCACCGUCUACGUGGUCUGCGGCGUCAUCAGCUUCACCCUGGCCGUGGGCCUGGGCAUCAAGGUGGCCUUUGGCAAGGCUUCCCGCCGGCCCCAGGGGCGGGAGAUCAACAUGCCCAGGGCUCUUGUCGACAUUCUCCGGCACCAGGCUGGGACCAGCUCGCGCUCCGAGCGCAGCAACAGCACCACCCUCAACUCAGCGUCCCAGGACAACGGCCCGGCCCGGCCCCCGAAGAACCUUUACAACCCCAUCAAGCCCUGCCAGAGCAACCACGACAACAUGCAUCACAACUACGUGCACCUCAGCGUGAGCAGCCCGAAGCACCACGCCGCCACGCUGGACUGGCGAGUGCAUCACACCCCAACGUCGGGCCUGAAGUACAAUUCGCUCACUUGCUCCCGCUCCUUCCACAACCUCUCGCACCUGCCCCCGUCCUACGAGUCGGCCAUCAAGUCGGAGCUCAGCCGCUACUCCUCGCUCAAGAGGCUGGCGGAGAAGGACAUGGACGAGCUGUACCUGAAGCGGCGGCACCUGGCCGAGCUGACGCGGGGCACGCUGCCCCUGCACGCCAUGAAGAUGAACUACGAGCGCUACGGGGAGGCGGCCCAGCACCCGCGGCGGGUGAUGUCCCAGGAGCACAUCCUCUCGGACGGCUACCGCCCCUCCCCCUACGACUGCACCGGCCCCCGGGAGCGGGUCGUCUCCCACGAGCGGCUGCUCUCCCGCGAGGUCCUGCACUCCCAGGAGCCUCUGCUCUCGCCCGAGCGCCUGCACCAGGGCACGGGACCCUUCCAGGAGCUGCGGCUGGGCCACCAGAAGGCCCUGUCCCAGACCAACAUCUGUGCCACUGGCACCCCGCUGCUCGAACGCCACCAGGGGCACAAGAUGAACUCCCACCCGUCCUCCGCCAACUCGGCCCAGGCUGCCUGGGAGGUGGGCAGCAACCACACGGCCAACCGGCGCCAGGGCUUCGGCGUCCGCCGCCAAAGCACCAUCGAGCAGCUGCAGUUCAUCCCCGGGCACCACCCCAGCCAGCACCUCCGCACCGGCAGCAAGAACGAGGUCACCGUGUGAGGGCCGGGCUCAGGUGGACUCGACUUUCCAAGGCCAUAGCUCUCUUCCUCCUACUCCUCUGUGUCUUCCCCCCCGUCCUUCCCGUCUUCUUUCUUGGACCGGGUGGCCUGCUGGGCUUCAAGGCCUUUGCCGGGCUUUGGUGGCAUCUGCCUUUGAUGACCUCAGCGCCAUGAGUCCUGUCAACUUUUGAUGAUGUCAGGGUUAGGUUGAACCCAUCCACGCUGGAUGACGUCAGCCCCUGGGGCCCUGUCGACACUGGGUGACAUCGAGGUUGCCUUGUCUCCGUCCAUGUUAGAUGAUGUCCACAACUGGUGACAUCACUGCUGUGGGCCCUCUUGACUUGUGAUGAUGUCAAGAUUGCCUUGGGCCUGUCCGUGUUGGGUGACCUCAGCGCCACAGGCCUUGUCAACUUUUGAUGAUGUCAAGGUCGCUUUGAACCCAUCCACGUUGGAUGACGUCAGCCCCUUGGAGCCUGUCGAGAUUGGGUAAUGUCAAGAUUGCCUUGUCUCCGUCCAUGUUAGAUGAUGUCAGUGCCCUGGGUUCUAUCGACUUUUGAUGUCAAGAUUGUGUUGAGCCUCUCCAUGACUGAUGACAUCAGUGCUCGGGGCCUUCUCAACUUUUGUUGAUGUCAGGAUUGCCUGGGGCCCAUCCACAUUGGGUGACAUCAGCACCAUGGGCCCUGUCAACAUUUGAUAUCAAAGUGGUGUUGGGCCUGUCCCCGUUGGAUGACAUCAGCACCAUGGGCCUUGCUGACAUUUGAUGAUGGCAAGAUUGUGUUGGACCCAUCCACGUUCGAUGAUGUCAAAUUGCAUUUGGCCUGUCCACCGACAUCGGCGCUGUGGGCCCUGUUGAUGGUUGAUGAUGUCAGGACAGUCAGGCCUGUCCAUAUAGGAUUACGUCAGUGCUGUGGUUGUGUCAACAUUUGAUUCCAUCAGGACCAGCUGUCCUGUUGACUUUUGAUGAUGAUGUCAGCACUGGCCAUCUUUGAUGACAUCUGCACUGUGGCCCUUGUCUAUGUGUCAUGAUGUCAGUACCACCAAGCCCGUCAACCUGUGAUGAUGUAAACACUGUGGGUCAACCUUUGAUGAUGCCAAGAGGGCUCUCAACCUCUGCUGUCAAUACCGUCUCCAUCUCAUGACAUCAACACUGUGGACCUUGUCGGUGAUUGAUAACAUGAGUGCUGUGGGCCUUGUCGACGUCUGAUGACAUCAUCGCCGUUUCAUGGUCUCAACACUGUGGACCUCGUUGACCGUGGAUGACACCAGUGUCCUGGGCGUCAGCCUGCUGGUUUUGACAUCAGUCCAGUGGCUCCGUCGCCGAUUGACGAUGCCUGUUCACUGGGCGUUGUCACUGAUGAUGUCACAGCAGUUGGCCUGGUCAAUAGUUGAGGAGAUCAAGCACUGCCAGGCCAUCAUCAACCCCUGAUUAUGUCAGCACUGCGGACUUUGUUGGUGAUGGAUGAUGUCAAGAUCAUCAGGGUCUGUUGACCUUUAAUGUCGGCCCUGUUGAUAUUCAGUGAUGUCAACUCUGUGGACCUGGUUCCUUUUUUUGAUGACAUCAGCACUGUGGGCCUUGUCUAUCUUUGAUUAUGUCAGUGCUGUGGGCCCAGUCCACUUGUUGAUGAUGUCACCGCUGUGGACCCAAUCCCCUUUUUUAUGACAUCACAGCUGUGGACCUGGCCCGCUUUUUGAUGCUAUUGCCGACAGAGGCGCGGCCCCCCUUUUGAGACUCAGCCCGCCCCAUGAUGUCAUGCCCGCCGGCCCCGUCCAUUCAAUGAGGACGCCAUGGUGCCUUCCGAUGACAUCACCGCUCCCCUCCAGCAGGCCAGAUGCCCCCUGGCACCAGGGUGGGAGCAAGUGGCCCCCUCUCCCCGGAUCUCAUGGCCGGGGCUGAGAGCUCAUCAGGUGGGCCAUGGUAUGGCCAAACCUCCACUUCCAUCCCAUCCCACCGCUGCCCCCCAUGUACAUAUCUUUAUAUAGCGCUCUCUGGUUUCUCUCUUCCAGUGCUUCGGCUCUUUGGAUUUCCAGCCCACUCCACUGCCAUGGGGCAGGGGAGCACGAGCCCCCACCCCUCCAGCACACGUGAAUGUAGUUUGAACAGCCUCAGCUCUUUCAAACCCCGCCCCUCUCUCCCCAAGAUCGUGGGUCACCCCACGCCGUGGGGGGGGGGGGCGGUAACUGGGUCUUCGUAUCAUGCCUUUUUCUUUAUUUCUCUUCCGUUUCUUCGCGGGCCGCUUGCUAGGCCCUGGGAUCUUCGAUCUCAUCACCCAGUAGAGUUCUGACGGGUCUCAGCCUCAAACCUUUUCAUCCCUUCGUCCCCCUCUGCGCUCAGACCCCGACCAUCCAACGCCAAAACAUGCUCCUCUUCUGCACUGUGGUAUGCCUACGGGGCAUGGCCGGCUGCUACGGAUACAGAGGCACUGAGAUGGGGUCCUGCCGUGCUGGGCGCUGCACAGAUAUCGUCACCGAGAGCGGAGUCGCAUCAGGCCAGGCGCUGCCCCAUCACACUGGGUAUUGCCCAAAGAAUCACUGAGAUCGGGGCCCCGUCGCGCCGGGCACUGCCCAGAUACAUACUAUCUGUGUCUUCCCCACAGAGCUCUCCAUCUAAAUGUAUCAAAAUCAGCUGGAACCCAGGCUAGCCCACAGGGUUCCCUCUCCCCUUCGUGGCUGUACCAUGGAGAGUGGUUUAUAGGCCACGUACCACUGGAGCUCUUUAGCCCAGGUGUAACACAAUCCUAUUCUUCCCCAAGGCAUUAGAAACUCCCGAGGGCCUUGGCAUGGCUUCUGGUACAGACCGUCCAGCCUUAAAUAAAACCCCUCUCUUCACAUUGGCUCCUGACCUCAGGGGACUCUCUGCAACCCUGGCAGGCAGCAGCUUAAACACCAAUACAAGGAGUGGCUUUAUUGCCAUACGGUUAGCCUGCGGAACUCCCCACCAUUGGAUGUCGCUGUGGCCAAAAGCUUAGGUGCCUACAAAGGAUCAGCUUCUCUAGGGGUCACUGUGACUCAUGGCAAUUCAGCCGGGCCCUCUGUCGCCAAUCUCUUCAGCUGGAGUUAUAAAUCAAGAGCUGAAAUCAUUUAAAGCCAACCCCCUGGGUGGGUUAGUCCGUAUUUGCCCCCCAGGGGAUGUCUUGUCCCUUCCUCUGAAGCAAGUCUGUAGGGACCACUGGUGGAGACCCGGAUACCGGGCUAGAUGGGCCUACCCACUGGUCAGUUCUUAGACUCCUGUGAUUUUUGCGGGGGGUGCUUCAGCGUUUGGGGUGCCCGUCUCAAGCGGCUGAUUGUGAGAGAGGCGGGCGCUCAGUGCUGCCAGGUGAUUGGGAAUGCCUUGAUGGCAUCCGGAAAUCACAGGAACAGAGAAAAUUGACUGGAGCCAAUUAAUGGGCCCAUCUAGCCUGUCCCGUCUCUGACUGUGAUCAGUACCGGAUGCUUCAGGGGAAGGUGGUUAAAGCAGAAGCCUGGGGACUCAGGACUCCUGGGGUCUAUUCCUGGGGAGGGGAGCGAAUCUAGUGAUUAGAGCAGGGGAAGGGGGUCAGGUGUCAGGACUCCUGGGUUCCAUGCCCCCUAAGACUGGUUGGAUAUCCCUUCCCACGUUACGUUCCCGCCGGAGAGUCCUGUUCUCCAUAGAGUCUGGGGCCUGUUGGGAGCGCUGGGAUUGCCUAGUCUAGCCCCCAGCGUAACGCAGGCUGGACCCGUCCAUUCCCCUUUUGAACCACCCUAAAUUCUUGUUUUCAACAACUCCCUGCCGUGGUGAGUUCCCCAGGCUCAUUCCACAUCAUGUGGAAAAAAGCAUUGCCUUUAACUCCCCUUGUCCUUUUAGCCAAUCUCUCACGCUCCCUUCCCUGCCUCCCCCCUUUCAAAACACCACCCCGCCCCCGGCAGUUAACCCUUUGAACACUCUGAAUUCAGAGGCCGCUCCCUUUAAGGGUCAGGCUGCAGGACAUACCAGGCAGGGGGGGUUUAGGAUUUGAUUUUUUAGGGCCCCCUUUUGAGGGGCGAUUUUCUCUCCCCCCGUCCCCCUGCCUGAUCAUCCAGGGGUGGCAAAGCUAUAAGCUUCCCCUUCCGGAUGGGGAGCCCCAGCCUCCAACCUUCCCCUCCCCCAGCUAGAUUUCUGCCCCCCUGUCCCCUUCUCAGGAUCUUUGGAUGAGGUCAGCUGGGCUCUGCCCCCUUGACUUCACUGGUGCCAUAGGGCAGAGAAUAGCCGUGGCGCAGGACGCCCCGGCCCUGACCCACAGCUGCCCCCAAAGGGCCCCAGGGGACAGGGAAUAGCUGCAACUCAGGGCACCCCUGCCAUGCCCCCGAUCUGCCCCCAUUGGCCCUGGGGGGCAAGGAAUAGCUACAGCGUCAGGCGCCCCAAUCUGCCCCCUACUGCCCGGUGUGGGUGCAGCACCCUCACCCUGGCUGGGGCAGAGCACCCAGGGGCCCAAGCGUCUGGGGGAGAAGCUCGUGGGUUUUCUGCCCCACAACACUGGUGACGGCAGCACAAGCCAUUCCCCCCACCUCCCCACUACGUCGUGCCCCCGGGAUCUGUGGGGGACCCCCUCCACCCCCGCAUUCCUUCCCGAGCCCCCUUCAUCCCCCUCCCCAGACAUCCCCUCCUCCGCUGAACUCGAAUCAAGGGCUAAUGUUUCCUCUUCCUCCCCUCCUUGCCCCAGGGGUAUUUUCGUGUUGGGAGGGGCAGGUCGGGGGGGGCAGGGUUUUGUUGCUGUUGUUGUUGUUUUUUGGAAGUAUCUCAAUGCAAAACUUUCCCCUGAUGGGGGGGACCCCAGGCUUUGGGAGGCAGAGGGAGCCGAGCCAUUGGCCCCAUUCACCCUGCCCUUUGCCCCCCAACUCGAGCCACCACCCCCCCCCAAAUAAUCCCAGGGAUUUUGGAUCUUCCCAGUCAGCUCAGACCCAAGAUGGGUUUGGGAGGGGACCGGUUUGGGAGACCGCUGUGGGCCUCCCUUGUGUGGCCCUCCUGGGUCGGCGGGGGGGGGGGGGGGGCGCGGGGGGGUGUCAGUGCCUCCUCCCCCUCGGUCCCAUGCCUCCAAGCAUAAGCCAUAGUUGACCUGGAGCACGUUGGGUCCCCGGAUGAACAGCCAUUCGGCCAGGACGGGACCUGGAACCCGCCCUGUGGGGGUCCGUGUUAGAGGAAAGGUGCUGAGAUGUGGGGGGACUGGCUGGGGGGGAUCCCUAGUCACCCCAUGUCACUGGGAGCAGGGCGGGAGGGCGGUCAUGGCAUCCUCAGGGAUUGUACAGACCAGAGUGAGCACGAGGAUGGGGGCAGUAUGUGUAGGGGGUGGGGGCAUGGCGGGAGGUGUGAUGGGAGUGUGGGGGGAGGUGGGAGUUUGGUGGGAGAAAUGGGGGGAUGACAGAGGUGGGGAGGUUCAGUAGGAAGUGGUGGGAUUGGCAGGAGGAAUGUGGGGGGACAGCGGAGAUGUGUGAGGAAUGUGGGGGGAUGGCAGGAGGUUUUGGGGGAUGGCAGGAGGUCUGGGGGGAUGACAGAAGUGGGGGGUUGGCAGGAGGAAUGUGGGGGACAGCAGAGGUGUGUGAGGAAUGUGGGGGGAUGGCAGGAGGUGUGAGGGGACAACGGAGGUGGGGGGUUGGCAGGAGGAAUGUGGGGGGACGGCGGAGGUGUGGGAGGAACGUGGGGGGACAGCAGAAGGUGGGAGGUUGUGGGGAGGUGGGGGUUGUUGUGAAGUGUGUGAGGAAUGUGGGGGUUCAGUGGAAAGGUGUGGAGGGACGAUGGAGGUGUGGGGGGACAGCAGAGGGAUGAGGGGUCUCUGGGAAGUGCAGGGGUUGGCAGGAGGUGGGAGGGGCUGCAUGGGUGGGUUGUGUAUGAAGAGAACGUGUGUGGGGGGUGUGCGGGCGUGGGAGUGGUGCCAGCGCGGGCAUGCCGGGUUGUGCCCGGCUGUUGGCGUUGGGUGUGUUGGCAUGCGCACGGCGGGAUCCGGGGAGGCUCAGCAGGGGCACAAUGUGUGUUGUAUGAUGUGUCCUUGGCUCCAUGCCUGAGACCCAGCUCUCCCUGCCCCUCUCAGGGCCGGGGGGCCCGCACCCCGCGGAGACCAAAACCCACCAUCUGGGCCGAUCCCCCCACCCAAUGCUCAGCACCCACUCCCCAUGGGAGUCCAUGGCACAUCCUCCCCUCCGGGGCUGGGAUAUGUCGCUCUUCCGUCCCGCGGCCCAGUUCUGGAGAACUCCCGGCAUGAUGCCGAGGGGCCGGUUCUUCAGCCCCUGGGUGUCUUGUUUUGCAUUUUUUUUAAUAUAAAAAAUAAAACGGUGUCUUCUAUUUUUAGAGCCGCGACUGUUUUGACCAGUCGCGUCACAUGCGCUAAGGGUUAAGCCAUAGGCUCUGACUGGAAAGCCCAGCCUCGGCUUGCGAGGCGCCCUCCCCACUCCUGGUGGGCUGACACGUGGCGUUGACUCUGGCCCGUCUGCUUCGCCGGCCGGCAGGUACGGCAGCGCCUCCCACGAAGUUCUCUGCGAUCGGACGGGCGCGUCGGCUCCCACGCUCGAGGUGCGACCAGCCUCGAAGCCGGCCUAGGCCUCGCUUCUGGUCGCUCCUCAGGAGGCCCUAGUGCAUGGGAGCUCCCCCGGCACGGCGGAACGAGGCACGCAGCGUCCGUGCCCAGCUGUGCGUGUGGGCGGGGGGUCCUGGGUCCCGAGCGCAGGGAAACAGCUGUAUAAAUGGCCCAUAAACAAGGGUCUACACUGAGCUUGUUACCGCUCAUUCACCCUCUGCCAUUCACGGUCUGUUAGGCACUUGGCAGCGUGCUAGUGGUGAGCAUGGGUGUCUCGAUGGUCAUUUGCUAUUCACUCCUCCCUGUUCACUGCUCUCUGUUCACUUUGUUAUUGACUUCCACUACCCCUGUUCACUGCUCACCUUUCAGUCUUAGUUAUUUGCUAUUCACUGUUCACUGUCCCCAUUCGCUCCUCACCAUUCACUGUUUGUUAUUUGCUAUUCAUUGUUCACUCUCCCCAUUCACUGCUCACCGUUUCACUCUUCACCAUUCAUUGCCCGAAAUGCAGUUUGCACUCUCAAAUAUCCCUCACUAUUCUUCAUUCAGUAUUCGGCCCUCGUGUUUCAUUCUUCGCUCUUCCUGUUCACGGUGCAGCUCGCUCUUUGCCGUUCACUGUUCUUCUUUCUCUUGUCACCAUUUCUCAUUAAGGUCCCCUCGUUCCCCAUCCGCUGUGCUUUGCCUACGAUUCCCUUUCUUCCCUGCGUCUUCGCUAGUUCUCAUUCCCUUGCCGCUCUUGGCUCCUUGGCUGCCAGCCGCUACUUGCCCAGUGGCCGUUGGCUCCUCCUCACCUGCCAGGCCGUUUUGAGAAAGGCCCAGGAAGACAGCGGGUGGCCAAUCCCACGCAGUGCGAGAUCCCCACUGGGGAGCCCCACCAUGGGCGACAGGUGCCGAGAGUGUCCCGUGACCAAUCAGUUGGGCUCCUGUGGCUCAAACCCAGGGAAAUCAGGGCUAAACCCAAGGGAACAGGAGGGGCCUUAGCAUCAGGUUGUUCCACCUGCCCCGGUAGUGGAAGGGCCCUGAUAACCAGCUGCUGAGGACGGGGAACCCAUUUCCCCUGCUGCACGUCAACUCGUUUUCUGCCAGCAGAGGCUGCGGUUCCUGGUGUACCCCGAACACGCCAUCUUUGGACAAAAAGGGGAAUGUUGCCCCCUGCUGAUCCCCCUGCUCCACAGCCCAGCACCCCCUGCUGAGCCACUGCCCCACAGCCCAGUGCCCCCUGCUGAGCCCCUGCCCCGCUCCCUGCAGCCCAGUGUCCCCUGCUGAGCCCCCCGCCCCUUCCCUGCAGCCCAGUGUCUCCUGCUGAGCCCCCCGCCCCUUCCCUGCAGCCCAGCGCCCCCUGCUGAGCCCCCCGCCCCUUCCCUGCAGCCCAGCGCCCCCUGCUGAGCCCCCCGCCCCUUCCCUGCAGCCCAGUGCCCCCUGCCCCAGUCCCGUCAGCACAGUGGCCCUUGCUGAGCCCCCAUCAUUCUCCCUGCAGCACGAUGCCACCUAGCACCAAACUGGGGUAUCGGGGCCUGCACAAUCUGCCCGGGGAGAGCGCCCCAUAGUGAGCAAAGGGUCCAUUUAGCCUUGUACCCUGCCCUCUCUCUGCCCCCCCACCCCAAAUAAGACCCAUCUAGCUCAGUAGCCCACCCCCUGCCAGCCCACUCCGGAUUAGACCUGUGGGCCCCUCUAGCUCGGUAUCUGACCCCGGCUGAUCCCAUCUCUGGCAGUGGGCAGCACCAGCUGUCUCAGAGGUAGGUACAAGGACACCCCCUAGUGAGCAGCCGGGGGGCAGCCUUCCAAACCCCAGUGCGGCAGGCAGAGUGGGGGGAGGCGAGUUGGUGGGGUCGCCCUUCUGGCUCUGAACUCCCCCUGGCCUGGCACGGGGGUUCACGUGCCUUAAGGUCACCGUCUGCGGCCGCCUACCCCUGUGGGAGCCCCGUCCGGCUACAAAAACGACGCAGCCCCUGGAUCGCACAGAACUCGGAAGGCGCCAGAACCAAAUCAGGUUAAUUUAAACAGAAUUACAAGCAAAAAAACAAAACAAAA